GUGAUAGUGUCAGGGAGGAAGAGAAAAAAGUGCUGAUCGCCGUCGUAGUCUGAGCUGGGGAGGAAAAAAAGUCACGAAAAACGCAGUCUGGUUGCAGUAAUUUCUAUUUUUCACCACCUUUCUCCGGCUCGAUCCCGUAUUUUCCGUGGGGCCCAGCUUCGUUCGCGUCGGCUUGCAGUUACGGGGCCAAGUGGCUUCGUUCGAUUUGCUUGGCGUAAACAAAAAACGAGCUUUUCAAUUUUUGACUUCUUUUUUACCUGGGAGGAGUCUGUGCGGAAAAAAAGGACCCCUCUUUUUCGUCGAUUUGCCUUGGGAACCUGCGCUAGGAGAAACAGAGCGCGGCAGAAUGUUGGCCCUCAUCAACCGGAUCCUGGACUGGUUCAAGAGCCUGUUCUGGAAGGAGGAAAUGGAACUGACCCUGGUCGGGCUGCAGUACUCCGGGAAGACCACCUUUGUUAACGUUAUUGCCUCGGGCCAGUUCUGCGAGGACAUGAUCCCGACGGUGGGCUUCAACAUGCGCAAGGUGACGAAGGGCAACGUCACGAUCAAGGUGUGGGACAUCGGCGGCCAGCCGCGCUUCCGGUCGAUGUGGGAGCGGUACUGCCGCGGGGUGAACGCGAUUGUCUACAUGGUGGAUGCGGCCGAUUUGGACAAGAUGGAAGCGUCCCGGAACGAGCUGCACUCGCUGCUGGACAAGCCCCAGCUGGUCGGCAUUCCGGUGCUGGUGCUCGGCAACAAGCGGGACAUUUCCGGAGCGUUGGAUGAAACUGGACUGAUUGAGAGAAUGAACCUGUCCAGCAUACAGGACCGGGAGAUUUGCUGCUACAGCAUCUCGUGCAAGGAGAAGGACAACAUUGACAUCACGUUGCAGUGGCUGAUUGCUCACUCCAAGAGCCAAAGUCGUUAACUUUUUUCGGAAACUAAACAAACAAUUGUAAAGAAGGGUGGGCACACGUGCGACUGAUCGGACUGACAAGAGAAAGAAAAAAUAUCCCCAAAUCAUUCAAACCAACCAAGGAAUCCACCAGAAGAGCAACCCCUCCUCACACACACAAAAUAUCUCGGAAAGGCCGAUUCCGAAUCUCAGCAGGAAAGUGCGAUUCGCGUAGAGUUUAGCAAGCGAGCAAAUCGAACGAACUUUUAAGGCAGGAAACAAUAUGAGCAACAUAACUUUUGGGGAUCACAUCGGAUGAAAGAAGAAGUGUGCGCGCGCGCAGAUUAAGCUAGGAGAGAAAAAGAAGUUUGUUUUAAGUUUUACGUUCAUUUUAAUGCAUUAACAAAGAACACGAAUUUGAAUAUCAUGUGAAAGUGAAAUACAGAGUAAAAUCCAAUCAAGAAACGCCAAAAACAAGCCCCCUCACAACAACAAAA
This is a messenger RNA of Culex pipiens pallens (northern house mosquito), 1371 nucleotides long. It is a transcript of the gene Arl8, whose product is annotated as ADP-ribosylation factor-like protein 8. The coding region runs from base 347 to 907 and encodes 186 amino acids. The record is from RefSeq and is a predicted model, not a curated record. Lineage: Eukaryota; Metazoa; Arthropoda; Insecta; Diptera; Culicidae. The transcript is spliced from 4 exons. Gene Ontology annotation, cellular component: lysosomal membrane. Gene Ontology annotation, biological process: protein transport; anterograde axonal transport. Gene Ontology annotation, molecular function: GTPase activity; GTP binding.